This is a messenger RNA of Brettanomyces bruxellensis, 2097 nucleotides long. It is a transcript of the gene AFG3, whose product is annotated as AAA ATPase afg3. The record is from RefSeq and is a predicted model, not a curated record. The transcript has a single exon. Bases 1 to 2097 code for a protein of 698 amino acids. Gene Ontology annotation, biological process: protein-containing complex assembly; mitochondrial protein processing. Gene Ontology annotation, cellular component: membrane; m-AAA complex. Lineage: Eukaryota; Fungi; Ascomycota; Pichiomycetes; Pichiales; Pichiaceae. Gene Ontology annotation, molecular function: metalloendopeptidase activity; ATP hydrolysis activity; zinc ion binding.
AUGCGCAAAACCUUUCCGCGGCUGAAUGCAAACUGGGGGGCUGGUAUGAAUGGUAAGACUAAUAAUGGAAGUACCGGUAGCAAUGGGAAUAAGAGUAGCGGUAACAAAGGCAACAAAAAUAACAAUAACAACAAUAACAACAAUAAUCCAAUGGGUAACUUCUCGUGGAAAGACUGGGUGGUGCCUACUCUUUUCAUGUUUCUUCUUAUGAAUGGAAUGGGUAUAUCAUCAGCAGACCGUGGGGCGCAGCUCACGUUCCAAGAUUUCAAAGUGAAUUACCUUAGUAAGGGUUUGGUCAGGCGGGUUGUUGUGAUCAAUGGGGCAUAUGCAGAAGCAGAGUUGAUGUCUGGAAUUCCUCGCCAUGUUGGAUUCACGAUUGGAUCUCCGGAUGUUUUUGAUCGGGAGAUGGAAGAGGCCCAGGACAAGUUGCGGAUUCCAAGCAAUGAGCGAAUUCCUAUUUCGUACGAGACGAGAACCAGCAUAUGGACAUACAUAAUGCCGUUUGUUCCAACGCUUCUUUUGGUUGGUGGAGGCUAUUAUCUUCUCAUGCAGAUGCGGAAGAGGGGCCCAAAGGGUACCGGCGGGCCGUUCGACUCAAUUAUGAACGUUGGAAAAUCCAAGGCGAAGUUGUUCAACCAGGACACAAACAUCAAGGUGAAGUUCAAAGACGUGGCGGGAUGCGAUGAGGCAAAGGCAGAAAUCAUGGAGUUUGUCAACUUCUUGAAGCAGCCACAGAGAUACGAGCGUUUGGGUGCAAAAAUCCCCCGUGGUGCUAUUUUGGCUGGUCCUCCCGGUACAGGUAAAACGUUGCUUGCCAAAGCUACUGCUGGAGAAGCAGGUGUUCCAUUUCUUUCAGUUUCCGGUUCUGAAUUCGUCGAGAUGUUUGUAGGUGUUGGUGCUUCACGUGUGCGUGAUUUGUUUGCCACGGCAAGAAAGCUGGCUCCUAGCAUUAUCUUCAUCGAUGAGAUAGAUGCCAUUGGUGGUGCACGUGAGAAGUCGCCGAUGCGUGCAAAUGAUGAAAAGGAGGCCACUUUGAACCAGUUGUUGGUCGAAAUGGAUGGAUUCGACACCUCUGACCAUGUUGUUGUGUUGGCUGGUACAAACAGAUCAGAUAUGCUAGAUAAAGCUUUGCUUAGGCCGGGAAGAUUUGACAGGCACAUCUACUUGGAUAAGCCAGACAUCGAAGGCAGAAAGGCCAUCUACAAGGUUCACCUAAGGCCAAUCAAGUUGAAGGAGCCCGUCACGGACACUUUUGCAGGUAGGCUAGCAGCCAUGACUCCGGGAUUUUCAGGUGCUGAUAUUGCCAACUGCUGUAAUGAGGCUGCUUUGAUUGCCGCCAGGCAUAAUGCCAAUUAUGUUGAGCUUAAGGACUUUGAGCAGGCAAUAGAGAGGGUGAUCGUUGGAUUGGCAAAUAAGACCAGGGUCCUCUCUCCAGAGGAGAAAAAGACCGUUGCCUACCACGAGGCUGGCCAUGCGAUCUGUGGAUGGUAUUUAAAAUAUGCUGAUCCAUUGUUGAAGGUUUCCAUCAUUCCUCGGGGACAAGCUGCGUUGGGUUAUGCUCAGUACCUUCCGCCGGACCAGUAUUUGAUUUCACGCGAGCAGUUUCAGCAUAAGAUGAUUAUGGCCUUGGGAGGACGAGUUUCAGAGGAGUUGCAUUUCCCAUCUGUCACCACAGGUGCUGCAGAUGACCUACAAAAGGUUACAAAGAUGGCUAAUGCCAUGGUUUUGAAGCUAGGAAUGUCGAAGAAACUAGGAACGAUCGUUUUUGAACCUAAAGACACCCAGAUGCAGGUGCAUAAGCCAUUCAGUGAAGAGACGUUCGAGGUCAUCGACACUGAGGUGCAUCGUUUGAUCAAUGAUGCUCAUGCAAGGUGUAAGGAGCUUCUCACAUCAAAAAUUGAUGAGGUCGACAAGGUUGCGAAGGAGCUUUUGAAGAAAGAGGUAAUUACCAGGGAUGACAUGAUUCGUCUUUUGGGCCCAAGGCCUUUCAAGGAACAGAAUGAUGCUUUUAGGAAAUAUCUUUUACCGAAGGAUGAGGAUGGUGGAGAAAAUCCACAUAAUGACUCAGGAAAGCCGGAACCAGAGCCUGUUGCUUGA